Colossoma macropomum (tambaqui) is the source of this 10604-nucleotide messenger RNA. RefSeq names its product ataxin 1b (gene atxn1b). Gene Ontology annotation, cellular component: nucleus. NCBI's taxonomy places the organism in Eukaryota, Metazoa, Chordata, Actinopteri, Characiformes, Serrasalmidae. Bases 725 to 3199 code for a protein of 824 amino acids. Gene Ontology annotation, molecular function: protein binding; RNA binding. The record is from RefSeq and is a predicted model, not a curated record. The transcript has 3 exons. Gene Ontology annotation, biological process: nervous system development; negative regulation of transcription by RNA polymerase II.
GAGGAGGAGGAGCUGCAUUCAGUAGAGCACUGAGCAUGUGUGUAUGCGUAUGUGAGUGUGUGUGUGUAGAGGGAGAGCGAGAGAGAGAGAGAGAGAGAGAGGAAAUGCUGGCAGUCCCGUUGCCUUGCAUAACAUACGCUGAGCCUCGCACACAUACGGGCUUCAUGUGAGACGGCCCCCAGUAAAAGAAAAGACGGGGACUUCCUUCACCCUCGACCCUCCGGGACGACCGCAGAAGGGAGGAGGGGAGAGCGGAAGAGACCAGAGAGGAGGAGAGGAAAGAAGAAGGGAAGAGAGAGGAGAGGAGAGGAGAGGAGAGGAGAGAGAGGAGGAAAAAGGGGGCCAAGCACCGGACAUGGAGGUGAUCUGUGGCAGCUUUAAACCUGGACAAAGGAUGGUUAACCAAGGGUAGAGUGCUUGUGCACUUGGCAGAAAGAGAGAGAGAGAGAGAGAGCGAGAGGGAGAGCAAGAGAGCUAGAGAUGUUGGCUCCACUAGAGGAAGGUACAGACAGCCAGCACUAAGCAGGAGAUGCUUCUACAGGAAGACCUUGGGGACAGCAACAAUAAUUUUCUGCUCCAACGCCUAAUCUCAUCUGUUUGUUAAAAGGAACGAAAGAGGCACAAAAAAGACAGACUGUGGAACAAUGGACUUCUUGACAGGCAAGUCUUACUUUUAAACCAAAACCAGACUAGUAGAACACAGCAACUGAGGAGCCUAAAAAUCAUGAAGUCCAACCAGGAGCGCAGUAAUGAGUGCCUGCCUCCAAAGAAAAGAGAGAUCCUGGCACUUGAGGAGCGACAGGUGCUGGUAGCAUCAACCAUGAGUGAGAGCCAGAGUGGGGAGAACCUGGCAUGGCUUGCUAGUGUAGCCAGCAUGGCCAGCAUGGCCACUGUUCCCAACCAUGUUCCAUCACGGAGUAAUACAGCCCAUGUUGACAGCCCUUCACCAUCAGCCAAGGCCCCAACUGCAGUAACAGAGUAUUUACCAGAGUCCACCUGUGCUUCCACCAGCUCUUUGUCAUCUUACAGAAACUCCACACCUAAAGGAGGUAUCUCUGGAGCUGCCACAAUAACAGCCAAUCCUGCCAUGCUCUCCUCCACCUUUGCUCAAGCUGCAGGAACCAUCCAGCACGCCCAGUUAGCACCUAACCUACAAAUUAUUGGACCCUACACAGGCUACAUCUCCUCUCAGAUAGUUCCACCUUCAGCAAGUCCAUCUCAAUCAUGUAGACCCACCCAAGAAGUCUAUGCUGCCACAAGUGUAAUCCCACAAGCUUCUAAUGAAAACUCACAGAAGCAGCAGAUGAUUUCAACCUUGCCUACCGUAGCCCACACCACCAGCCAGUGCAUCCAGGUAGAGGGUGCACCUGUUGGCUUGACAGUCACCUCCCCAACUUCCCAAGUGCCCCUUCAAUUGCAUCCCCAUUCAGCUGUCCUUGCCCCUCAUGGCCUAGCCCUUGCUCCUUCCCAAGUGCUUGUCCAUUACACUGACGGCCUUGUCACAAAACAUUCUGACUCCCAAAGCAGAGAUUUGCAGAAUGGUGUUCUGGGAGAGGUCACAGUGGUCAAACACAGCACUAGUGUGGUCAAGGGAAUCUCUAGCAAGCCAGAAAGUAAUGAGAGCCAAAGGCAGAAUCAGAACCUGGGUCUCCAGGCCCAAACUCAGGUCUUACUCCCUGCUGAGUACACCACGCAUGACAGUGCAGGAUUUCAGACAUCACUAAUGCUGGUGUCAAGCAACCACCUGGUGGCCAAUAAUAGUACUGAGCUUCAGAGCACCCUGGAUAAAGACCAAUCAUCUCUGGCUCAUGUUGAAAGAACGGGACUAUCUAUGGUAGAGCCAGUCUCCAGAGUUUCCUCUCUUACUCUCUCAUCUUCAGAUGGUCUGGCAGCAUCUCUAGCUUCAACUCUCUCCCCUCAAUCCCUCCUGCAGACAUCCCCUGGUGCCCCCGCCCAGGAACUUUCCACAAGCCUUUACUCAGCCACACAGCUGCCCAUUAUAGGCUACAUCACCAGCACAUCCGGGGGACCCCAGCAAGCGGUGGCUAGUUACCAUAGCAACCUCCCACAACAUCUAGUGAUCUCAGGCAGCCCCUCCCUCCUCAUCCCUGUGAGUGCUGGCAACAUUAACACGUCACCUGCUGAACCAGAGGUUACUCACUGCUCCAUCCCCACCAUACCCCCUGCCAAUGUACCGACUGUAGCUUCAGGCCUACCUCAGGCCUACAUCACUGCAGCCACACCCACAGUUGCAGCCUCUGUCCUCCCCAAUGGUAAAGAGAUCAAUGGACCUGAGGGUCAUCAUACAACAACUGCAAUACAGAGUUCCACCCAGGUGCAGCUGCCCGUCUUUUCAGCAGGUGUGGUGGCACCUCCACCUCCUGUGCUCACCCCAACACCCACAAGCCCUCAGAAUACACCCCUUUCUCCAUCAACAGCCUUGCCUCCAUACUUUAUGAAAGGCUCUAUCAUACAGCUGGCAGAUGGGGAGCUUAAAAGAGUGGAGGACCUGAGGACAGAGGACUUCCUUCAAAGUGCAGAAGUUAGUGGAGAACUGAAAAUUGACUCCAGCACAGUUGAGCGGAUAGACUCCAGCAGGACACCUGAUGCAGUCAUCAUACAGUUCUCAGUUGGAGAACACAAAGCACAGGUAUGUGUGGAAGUACUGGUGGAGUACCCUUUCUUUGUGUUUGGUCAGGGAUGGUCAUCCUGCUGCCCAGAUCGCACGACUCAGUUACUGGCACUGUCCUGUGCUAAGCUCUCUGUGGGUGAUGUCUGCAUCUCCCUUACCCUGAAGAGCCUGAGGAAUGGUGCACUGAGUAAAGAUCAAACCUUUAGCCCUUUGAAGAAUCACAAUAACAUUCAUCUGAAAAUAGCCAAGACCAAUGGACAGGCUGGAGAGAGGCCAAAUCUGAGGGAGGAUCAGAGGAAUGGAAAGAUUUUCAGAUCAGUUGGGGAACAGAAAUUUGAAAGCCCUGAGCUUGAGAGUCUUAACUCUGGGAAGGGUGUGAUCCUCUCAAAGAAUGGGGAGGGCAAAGCUCAUGCUGCAGUGAGCCGCAAGAGGAGGUGGUCUGCCCCAGAGAGGGGGGAGGUGGGGAGGUCACAUGAGGGUGACCUCCCUGAAACUCUACCCAAACUAUCCUUCCUCUCACAGGAGAUAAAGGUAAACAUAGAGGGAAGGUCCAGUAUGGGCUCCUGAGAUCUCUCCUGACUCCCUGAAGAGGCAAGGGUGACUGUGAUCCAGUGUUUAAAUAAUUCAAAUUAUGAAAUGACCCCCUCUAUUCAGUUACUUGUGAUGUUGGCUGGUGACAACCAUUGUCUGAAAACUAUGUGUCUUGUCCACUGGACAAACAAGAUACUCUGAUCCCUUAGUGACCCUUGCAGAGAACUUUCUUCAGACAUAAACCCAUAAAUGCAGCUGGACAAGUAUGACAGGAUUUAUUUUUGAGAUGAUUAGUUACCUUCUCAUAAUAGUUUUCUUUUUUUUAAGAUGAAUGUUACAUAAGCUAAUUUUGUGUGACAGUAUUUACAGUAUGUGUUUUUUGUAAUAAAAACAUAUAGACAUAGUUUCUGACAACUGUGUUGGGGCAUAGAUAUUGAGAGGGUCCUAAUUUUUGUUUUUCAAUAGUUGUUUUUUUAGUUAGUUCUGCCCUCAUGUAUUUUUUAAACUUAGUCUACUUUCUUGUUAAGUGUAGCAUCAUUGUUUUGAGUCUUUAUCAGUGGCUUGAAUAUAUGUGGACCAAUAGGUUGGAGUAACUGUUAAAAAUACAGGAUUUUCUGGGAUGAAUUUGGCCAAUUUGAAAUCUUCACAGCUAAAUUACUAUAUAUCUAUAUGAUUUACUUUAUAUCUAUAUCAAUAUAUAAUUUAAAAUGGUCUCAUAAUCACGUCCUGCAUAAAUAAUGAUCUUUGUGCAAUUACUGUUGAAGGAUACCAGAUUGAUUAAAGCAUUUAAUUUUAGAUCAGUGAAUUCCAUUAAUUUAACAAAAUUUCUGAUAAUUCAAGCAUUGAGAUGUAAACAAAGUCAUUAGAGUGGUUUGAUGUGGCAUGGUGCAUUGUAGAGAAACAACUUACAGCUUUCUGUGACUCUCUCCAGACGUCAAGUUCCUAUCACAACCAUAGUGAACAAUUGUGACUCUGUAAGUUUCUCUAGAAUGAAACAUUUCACAUCUAACCACUCUGAUUGAAUUUGUUUACAUCUUAAUGAUUUAAUUAUUUAAUAAUCCUGUGUAACCUUUUGUUGAAGCUCACUGAAGCUGCAUUUAACUUUUUUGGUAACCCACACGUAAGGCUGUGAACAUUUCCAGCACUUGUGGUAAAAGCUAAAACUAAACUUAAUCAAAAACAUAACUAAUGUUAAUCAUCAUUAUUUCUAUCAAACCCGAGACAAAAAUAGAAAUAUAACAUUGAGUAUUACAUAAAUACUUCGGAGUUGAAAAAGUCCUCAUGAUAUGCAAUAUUAAGAUUAUUCACAUACCUCAUAUAUGACACAAGGCUGUUUCAGAUAACCCAAUGGGAUCUGCCAUGUAUGUAAUGGACAAACAUCAAACAAACAUACUCAUGUUCAUGUAGUGGAUAUGUGCAGGCAAAUCCUCACUCAGCCCUUGAAUAUUAGCACUUUACAGAAGGCAUUGGAUGGUUAACACCCUCACCUCUGAUAUGUUGCCUAAGCAACAGACAUUUGCACAAUGUAGAGUUUUGAAUAUUGUCAGCCAUCCUGUGCAUUUCAGCACCAUUUGAAACCCAAAACACCCCAAUCACUUUAUUGCGUCACUUGUGUGAUUUCGUGCCAUUUGAAAUCCAGUUGCUCUGUCACCGUCAACCUUCAGCAUCAUCUGUAAGUGUUCUAGUAAUGAUAAAAUGCUUGUGUGGUUGUAUUUAAAACAACUGGAUUUGAUUUAUGUACACAUUCUGUAUGUAAUGCCUGUCUUAGACUUGAGGUUAGGCCUAUUCCGGAACCAUUCAUAAAAUAUAAACAGUUGUUUUUCUUUUUUGGGGGCUUUCCGUGAAGGUUUAAAUGACCUAGCAGUAGGCCUGUCACAAUCAUAAAAUCUGAAAAAGUUUCCAAAUUGGCCCAUUAGCUAUCUUAAUAAUUUUUUUUAUUAGCUCCAACCUGAUGACAAAAACAGCUAAAGGUGUUAUAGCACCAGUCAGAAGUUAGAACGUUAGUUGUUUGUUUUCUAUUAAUUUCAUACAUUUGCCUCAGCCCAAUGGAUAAAAACAUACCCAUUUCACACUCUUUUGCAACAUAAAUAUAUUAAAACUACCUCAAAAACAAUGCAAAAAGACACCUCUACAAUAAUGCUAAUUUCUGCUAGCACCACAUUUGGAUUCUAGUAGUAUGUUAGCGCUAAGCUAAGGGCAGUUCACACAAACAGUUUUUGGCUGUUCUAGAUUAAACACAGACAUUUGAAGCUUGUAAAAGACAUUUCAUGUUUCAUUUGUAGCUUAUAACAGACACAUGAACAUAUAUAUUACCUAGUAGCAGUUUUACAGUGAAGUGUGCUGUUUUACAGUUCAGUAAUGCAUCCUGAACUUCCAGAAGUCCUAUAGUUGGUCCCAUUGUAAACCCAAAUGUGAUCAGUUGAUUCUUUAAUUGAUAAAGAUUUAAACAUCAUUGUGAAAGCUAAAUGUAGAAAAUAAUUGCUGUCAGCCUUACUAGUUAUGGUACUGAUGUAAUAAUUGUGACAGGCCUACUCAGUAGCAGCUAAAGACUGAUGAUGGUGAAUUAAGGAAAAGGUGAGACAUCACACAACAUAAAAAGAACAAAGUAGUCAUUUUUCUAAUUUACGAGAAGAAAACCUGUAUGUGUAAUUUUCCUAGAGGCUUCUUAUACUGGGUCAAGCACACAAUUACCAAAAUGUUCCACAGAUACUUGACGCCAACUCAUAUUGAUGGGCAAUAUUUAAGAAGGUUUCAUUUACUUUUCAGUAAAAAAAACAGCCUAUUCGGACUCACUUUGGGUACAUUUUGUGGCACGCAGUCACAAUGUACAACACACACAACUUACAGUAAUUGAGAGUGCUAAUUAUGAGAAGAAAGCUAUACUCUGUAUACCAGAAUUUUGCUAUUUGCACAAGUAGAGAUAUUAAAGUAGGUGUGUGGAAUGUAUGUCUUUGCCUUUGGGUUCUCUCUAUCAUUGUUUUCUUCAAGUCUUUGAGAUGUUAGCGGGGUGGAAAAAGUAGAGACAACUAUACUUCAGUAAAACAUGUUUUUUCUUUUGGAAAUUAAGUACAAGUGAAGCAAAUGUCAGUUGCACACCAUGACUAUCAGAGCAAGGCCUUCGAGCCUAAGUUCGAGCCUUAAAUGUCAAACCUCUCUCAAAAAUCAAGGAUCUCUGCAAUAAUGCCAAUUUGUGAUAGCGCACCAAUUGGAUUCUAGUAUGUUAGCACUAAGCUAACAGUGAUUCACAUGAACUGUUUUUGGCUGUUCUAGAUUAAACACAGACAUUUGAAACUUAUAAAAGACAUUCCAUGUUUUAUUUAAAGUUUGUCGCAGAAAUAUUAACAUAUAUUACUAUAUAGCAGUUUUAUAGAGACUCCUGGCGUAGAGCUGCUGUUGUUUACCAUGUCAAGGAGGAGACAGGUCUCUGGUUAGAAAAUGAAUGGGAAAGCUUGUAACACUCAACAUGCAUUUGUUUAUAGGGAAAGUCCUGCCCUUCAAUAAAAAGCCAAUCAGCUUGCUGGUUAUGCCGUGAGUGGAAAAAGCCAGAAGAACAUAAAAACACAUGUUUUUGUAUAUUAUUUGAGCCAAACAUUAUAAACUAUUUGUGGGAGUUUUGUCAGAUUUUAUCAGUAAUUUCGAAUAUAUUUUUGAAGCAGUAAUCUGGCCAUUCAAAGAGAGCCUGGAGUCUGCCCAGCUGAGUUGCCAAGAUGGCUGCCGAGUAGACAGAAUGAUAAGAGCCCUGUUUCAAUUCUCUUUUUUAAUUUUCCCUCACCCCCUUCAACUCACCACUCAGUGCAGAAGGGGAGGAGGCGACAGUGAGUUGUGGAUUAACCCGCCCUUGGCUAGUCUCAGUGAGCUAAUAUGCUAGUCAUGCAAACUUUGCAAUGCUACAUAUUGUUAAGAGGUUUGAGCAUAACGUACAUAAUGUGUGUAGUUGCUUUGUUUGGCUAUAAACAUGUGGAGGAACUGUGGUGAAUGCCUUUCUUUUUGUUUUUAUUAGCCAUCUCUCCUUUAGCAUGCUAACAAGCCAGCUAGCAGAGGAAAGUGAUGAAGUAUCAGUAACCAUGUAUAACAGAUGGAGUGGUUUGCAACCAGCGUAUCGAAUGUCAUGGUUUUGAAAUGUUAAGUAGUUUAUUGCUAUAGCUUAUGAACAGCUCUGACCGCCAUUAGUUUCAGGUUUGAAAAGGGAAAUGCGUCAGGUGGCAAUGAUUUCUGGGCAAGUUCUGCUGCUGAAGUUGACACUGUAAAUUACAGUAAUGGAACAGCCUUAAAAUGGUGCUUGGGAUUCCCCCAAGGGGAAAUGAUGAGGUCAGGUGGACAAAGGCUUGUUAAUUUUUUAAAUUCAUAAUCAUGUUAGUGGAUAAUCUGACACAGCCUUCAGUUCAGCUUGUGAAUUUUAACUAAUGGCAGAGCUUGCUUGCCUGCCUAGAUACUGUGGAGAACAAACUCCUGAUUGGGUCAUUUACCGCUGGGCGUUUGGAGAAUGUAACCCUUUUGUUUCCAACCAAAAUGAAACAAUGAAAGUAUUAGAGAGUAUUAGUACAAAAUGUAAAGAGUUUAAAUUCAACAAGCAUUAUAAUUAUAUCGCAUAAAAAUUAAGAAAAAAUGGCAGACAUAUAUUUUUUUAUUUGACAGAAAUCAUUAGGCCUUCUUUGUUCACUGCUCACUUUCAAUAAUACUACAGUAUAACUCUUCCAAAACAAUACUUAAGUAUAGUAACAAAGUACAUUUUUCCUCCCCUGUUUAAUAGUCCAUUUUUGUUCAGACCAAACAUUUUCAUGUGAUUUUGAUUAGAUGAUCGCAAACGUCAUGUUACAGAAGCAAAGCGUGAUUGCACAUUUAGCUGUCUAGGGUGGGUUUCUAGCACUUUUAACAAUGUGUGUACGUUUCUGUGUGUGAGUGUGUGUGUGUGUGUGUGUGAAGAGAGAGAGUAAGUGGGCAGGACCAGCAGAAGUGUACGAGGGAGAGUGAUGGUCAAUCCAUAGUCAUGGGUGACCUCUUCAGAACAGUGUAAAACUAGCAUUCCUAAAUCAUGCAACUGAAUCGUUUGAUGUUGUUAUGAUGGUAAAAGGCCUGGUGCUAUGAUAUUAGAAUAGAAGCCAUCUAUAUGAAAAGUCUGUUUGGUAACAUUUUACUUGAAGCCUACAUAACACUGACAUCACGAUGCCAUACACAAGUCAUAGCAGAUCUUGUAUGCUGACAUGAGUUGUGCUGGCUGAUUAUGUAUAGUAAUAUACAUAAUAUCUAAUAUCUAUUAUAGAAGUAAUAUCUGGCAUAACAGCAUGCGUCAGCAUAUGACAUCUGCCAUAUGUUUAUGGCAUGGUUACAUCAACAUUGUGUAGCGGGGUUCAAGUGCUACUGUCUCUAACUGUCUCUAAUGUCAGUUGUCUGUGUUUGUAAACCUUUUCAUUUCGUUUUAGUUGUAUUCUGUGUGUCAACUGUAUCUAUAUGGAGAAUGUCAGGGAACAUAUUCUGGUUUUGACUUACUGCUGUAGACGUUCAUUAAAAGCAUCAGUAUAUCGUUGCUGUUGGGCCAAAAUCUUGUAUCUCCAUUUUUGUUCUUUCUCAUUUUUCAGUAUAAACUAAAAAUACCAGCUGCUCUUUGCACUCUGAGAAAGUUUAAUAAUGAAUGGACAAAAACAAAUUGUGGUCAUAUACUUCCAUUAUAAGUUAUGAAUGGUUUUUCCUUCCCCUGAAAAAUACCCAUUUGGAGAUACAAGGUUUUUGUCUGACAGUGACGAUAUGGUAAUAUCUGACUAGUCAACAGCGCCCCAGUGUAACCAGUGUAAAUCGUACACUAUGUGUCCAAAAGUUUGUAGACACCUGAUAUUCUGAGGGUAAUUAGAAGGAGUUAACAGCAACUUGGUCGCCCUACUACUACAAUUUCUAUUCUUCUGGAAAGGCUUCUCUCUAGAUGCUGUGAGAAUUUGAUUGCAUUCAGCCACAAGAGCAUUAGUGAGGUCAGGUACUGAUGUUGGAUGAUUAGUUCUGGAUCACAAACGUCACUCUAGCUCAUCUCAUAAGUACUGGAUGGUGCUCUAACACAACAGAACGGAGCUCCACUGCUCCACAAUCCAAUGCUGCGUGGACUGCAUUGGUCAUGCUGAUCUUAGGCUCAGGUGUGGCUUCUCCAGAGCAUCCUAAUCUACUGGCAGCGCUUUUCUACAGAGAUUAUUUGUAUAAUUAAACAACUGUGUGUGAAAAGUAGCCAAAUUUAAUAAUUAAAAUGGGGUGUCUGGAUACUUUUGGACAUACAGUGUAGCUUUCUUUUGUUAAUUUGUUGAGAAAUGGGUUUGCCUUGAAUGAGAUGCCUUGAAAAAGUACUACAUCAUGACAUUGAAUCAAUGUAAAUACAGUCAUUUUUACCCAGCAAGGUUCAUUUGUACAAAGACCUUCUUUUACUAAGUCACUUAUAGUAUCUAAUCAAGAGAUUCCGACUUGACGUUUCACUGCAAAUAGACUUCAGGCUCAGGUUCAGAGACUGGCCCAGUGACUGUUUGUUAUCAUAAGUGUAUUAGCCAUUCAAAGUUACAGACCAUACUGAGUUGGAAUUUGCUUUGGGGACCAGUGCAAUGCUCACUUUUGAGCGAAAACAUCGCUCCAUACUCCAAGUGUACACGGUUGAGCGUGUUAACAUAAGUAGGCCUUGGUGUUCUAUAUGUAGUCUUAUAUUUUCAGGUUUGUUUUCAUUUGAACAAGCAUGCCUCAAUGCUUCAUGACCAGAAAGAGCCUCAAGCAAUAGCGCCAUGUCACACUGAGGUGGGGGAUACACUUAAAGUUGUCCAUCAUCCUGUACUUAGACUGCCACCACCAGGAAAUGGCUCUGUUACUGCCUGGAAAAAUGAGUCAGUGGGUCACAUACAGUAUUCCACUAGCACCACCUGCUGGACAACACCUCCACUGGCCAGCUUUAACGUCUGUUAGGCCAACCAACAGGUUUCUGAGCACAGCAGUUUCAGACAGGCCUCUACACCUACCUUGCAACCUCAAACAGCAGAGGGGUUUCUUUCUCCAGGAGGAAAGAAACAAAGAACCCAACAUAAUCAAGCAUCUUUUCUGCAGUGUAACCAAUGUACCAUACUAUUACUAAUCGUGUGAGUAGUUGUACCUGUGUAAAAUAACUUUUCUCUCUUUUCAACCGCUCAUUUCCUAUAAAACCAACAAAAAGCAAAUAAGGCAGAAUCAAACCUCAGAUGUUGUUAUUGUGGCGUAUCUCUGUGAAUGAUGGAUCCGAGACUGUUCAGUGGAGUCCGUGCUCUCUUUUUUUGUUUUGCAGGUGCUUGAACAUUUUUUUAUAGAUAGAAGAAAAAUGAUUUGAUUUUCAUGACAUGUAAAGAAAUGUUGGACUCCGCUUUUAAGAAACUGUCCAAUUUAGAAAUUAUUUGUUGUACGGUACACAUUUAUUGUCUCUGUAUACUCUAAUAAAAACCUGUGCAAAUUU